AUGUAUGUUGAUCUCGAAAUUUUUUAUCGGCGGUACAUGAAGGUCAAUACAAUCUGUUGGGAUGACAGUGGGGAAUAUAUUUUGUCAGGUUCGGAUGACAGAUGUAUAGUCGUCGCAAAUGCAUUUUCACAGGAUCCUCCUAAUCAAAACAUAUAUAGCUUAAAGCUACCUGCCUACAGUAACAUUUUCACUGCAAAGUUUCUCCCCUUUUCAUAUGGGAGUGAAAUAGUUGUUGGUUUUAAAUGCGGUUGUGUUCUACAUGUUAACCCUAAUUCGUCAAUUAAAGACAGCUUAAAAAAUGUCUUCUGCCAUAAUUUUGCUGUUUACGAUAUUCUCACAAUGAGGGAGAUGCCCACAUGCUUUCUUACAAUAUCUCAUGAUCAAUCAGUAUCACUUCUGGAUACUAGAACUACCUCAGUUGUACGUGAGACUCAGAAUUGUAGUCGGGGUUGCUUCAGCAACAUAAAAUCACCAUGGUUUUCUAAGUUUUCUGCUGUUGAUCAGUUAAAAUUUAAAUUUCCGGUAACUGCUGGCGACAUUCAUCCCUUAGAUGGAUGUCGUUCCAUCGCACUGGCGACAGCUGAUGGCUUCGUCCGUCUUUUUGAUAUUCGGAAGCUGGUUAACACGGUGUCCUCCUCAGCAGCUAUGGGAGAUCCACCUGAACCUGUGCCAUUUCGUUUAGCUAGACCUCUUGGUCUACCUGCAAAGUUGACUUCUCACCAGACUUUUCGAUUAGACUACGGACCAGGUCACAUUACUUCAGUCAAGUUCGAGCCAGUUUUUGAAAAGGAUCACAUGCAGUUUAUGUUCCCGACUGGUCAUAAGCGGUCAGUUUCUUCGGAUCUAGGCGGAAAACAUCUACUUGUUAGUCAUAUGUACGCUCCUGUUUUCCUAUAUGACCUUAAAUCAGAGGAGCCUUUUGAGGAUUCUCAAGUAGAACAACCUGAUUGGUUACCGGAUAGUGAUGCAACCGUUUACAGUUCAUCACCAAGUGAAACUCAGGCUUCUCGAUCAUCAGAAAAUAGCCUUGCUUCGGAUCCCAAUAUCCGCUUAACCAUUGCUCUUUACCGGUGGCUUACACACCAUCGUUCCAGAGCCGAUUUGACUCCAGAAAGUGAGGCAACAACUGAAUCUCAGACAGUUUCAUCCAGCCAUUCAGAAUCCACAGCUGGACAAACUACCAACCAAGGUACCCGACAAGAAAAAAAACUUCCUAUCGAUUAUUUAACAAAUGAUUAUAUUUCUGAUGUGAUGAAAUCUGCUCCUAGAUGUCGUCAAGUGAUGAGCUAUUGUGGUCGUGAAUGUUGCAGCACUGCGAUCAAAGUAUCAACCUUUUGGGGGCGAAAUUUUAUCUUCUCUGGGUCAGAAUGUGGUAACUUGAUUGGCUGGAAUCGUGCAACUGGAAAGCCUGUACUUGCAGUCAAGGCGGAUUCAUCAGUAGUCAACCGAAUCAUUCCUCAUCCUCAUUUGCCAAGCAAGUUAACAUUGCCAUUCAUUGAUCAACAAGACUACUAGGAACCACUGCUUAGUUUCAUUACUUUGCUGCGCUAUAUCGAAGAAUAUUUUUUAGAUUAUAGUUUUGUUGAUUGGUCCAGCUAUCGUGUCUACCAACAACAAAACUAUUUGCCAUGUAUGCCACAAAAAUCUACUGAAAAGAAGAUUGAGUCGAAUGAUAUGGAACCUGGAUAUCUCAGAAUUCAUCGCUGUACUUUAGGCUCUAUUUUUGAACUUGGUAUCUCACGAGUUUGUAACCAAAUCCAUAUAGCUUUCUGUCGUUAGGGGAUUGGUAACAAUCGGUCUCGCACAAUAGUUUAGCUGAGCCUAUUGCUUGGAUCUUUACACUGCCACUGAACUACAUUCCUUACUUUAAUAAAUCACGGAUUCAUUUUCAAGAUUGUGUUAUAAGAUAACUUCCACUGAGGUGUUGGGAAUACAAAGUCCAAGUUAACUGUAUGGGCAAUGCCUGCAGUGUAAGUUUUAUAAACACUCUACUAUUUUCAAGCCAGAUAUUUAAAUCCUAAUGUAAAAACCUUAUGAUAAAAAUUUAACAAAUUAGGGGGAAAAAACAAUUUGUCACUUGGAGCAUUCAGUAAUUUUAGUUUCGUCGACAUAUUUGUUUAUUCAGGGCAUGUAAUCUAACGAUAUUCGAAUUUGAUGUUAAUGAAGUUGAGUACAGAAAGAAUAACUAUUGGUGCGGAAUGACAUAAUAUUUCAUUUCGCUGGUUUUAAAUCAACUGGUUACAACUUGAAGAAAAUAAAUUUUUCUAUACACCUUAGCAUUGCCUCUUAAUCUGACUUUAGUAUUUAUAUUCCUUAUUGUUCCGUGUCGUUCCUUGUUUACUUCAUUUUAUCGCAGUGUGUUUACGUGAUACUUAAAAAUUCCAGGUCAUAAGUGACUGAUGAGAAACCGAAAGAAUAAAAUGAUGUCAUGUUAUUCUGUUGGAGUCAUUGUAACUUUCCAAUUCAACUCUACAAAUGGAACUAUGGUUACAUUACUGAAGGAAGCGGGAGAUCGCAUCCUCGGUGCUCGCAACGGAUUAACACCAGAUGGAGAUAAAAGUAGUAGCUUGCAAAAAGAGUAUCACUUCCAGUUGCCACACUUCACAACCAAAUAAAAAUAAGGAGUCUCAUCAAAUCGAAUGUCUUUAAAGUAAAUGAAAAGUCAUCAUAUUUGAGUUUCCAAGAUUUUUAGCCGUUUCACCGACAGUUUUCAUCAUCAGUCCUUACACUUUGAGUACUUCUUUAAAAAAGGUGACCUGCGAUUUCACAUAAAGUUGAGGUGGAAUAUAUUUAAAUGCUCGCCAUUAACUUUAAAUACGUUAGUGCAUAUUUGCUACCUCGUUGACUGACAGCCUAUUCUAUACUUAACUCCAAUGUGAUUUUUUCUGUAUGCUCUCUACCUGCUGAGAAUACUCAGAAUACAUCUAUAUUUGCAAGCCUGUAUAUCCCUUAUGCCACCCACUUGCAACGUCCAGCUCUCAAAAACGUAGAGUAGGCUAUGACAGACUUUUUGUAAGUUUACAUCCUCUGAGAGGGUUUCAGUAUUUCACCUCUACCAGAGAUGACACAAGUGGCUAAUUAACGAAUGGGUCUUUCAUAUUCACGAUGAGAU
Molecule: messenger RNA, 3112 nt
Organism: Heterobilharzia americana
Lineage: Eukaryota; Metazoa; Platyhelminthes; Trematoda; Strigeidida; Schistosomatidae
Source: the annotation of a GenBank genome assembly